Micropterus salmoides (largemouth bass) is the source of this 7593-nucleotide messenger RNA. Its product is annotated as autophagy-related protein 2 homolog B-like. The coding region runs from base 318 to 6548 and encodes 2076 amino acids. The transcript is spliced from 43 exons. Gene Ontology annotation, biological process: piecemeal microautophagy of the nucleus; reticulophagy; autophagosome assembly. The record is from RefSeq and is a predicted model, not a curated record. Gene Ontology annotation, cellular component: extrinsic component of membrane; phagophore assembly site. Gene Ontology annotation, molecular function: phosphatidylinositol-3-phosphate binding. NCBI's taxonomy places the organism in Eukaryota, Metazoa, Chordata, Actinopteri, Centrarchiformes, Centrarchidae.
CCCACCCCGGAGUGUGUGGGCUCAGUUGCGGAGUCAUGAAAGUGUUUGUAAACAACGCAGUCAGAAGGCGCAGCAAACUGGAGUCGGACCAAUUCCCACACAUAUCCCUGAGUGUCAACACAUCCUCUAAAGUGUCCCUAAUCUUGGGAUAUAAAGGGUGGUUGAGCUCAAGAUUUCUCAAUGUCUUCAAGUCGACAGGAUGACAUAACUGUAACAACAGUAAUAAAUUCAUAGCUGUCUGAGUAGCUACAGCAUUCCACUUUCAGAACCUCAAGAUCCCUUUUAUUACCCGUGUACUGUUAACCUAUUAAUUUAAGAUGCCUUGGCCAUUUUCGGAGUCCAUCAAAAAGCGGGCCUGCAGAUACCUUCUGCAUCGGUACCUUGGCAACUUUCUGCAGGAGAAACUGAGCUUGGAUCAGCUCAGUUUAGACCUCUAUCAAGGCACUGGUUCACUUGCACAAGUGCCAUUGGAUAAAUGGUCACUCAAUGAGCUCCUAGAGACAGCAGAUGCUCCUUUUGAGGUAAUCACCGGGUUCAUCCAGACAAUUUCUUUAACUGUCCCAUGGGCAGCACUGCUGCAGGAAAACUGUGCCCUAGAGGUCAAGGGUUUGCAGAUGGUUCUCAGACCAAGACCAAGAGUGGCAUCUGGAACUGAGCCCAUGUACUGGUCCAGUUUCAUGACGAGCAGCAUGCAGCUUGCCAAAGAAUGUCUGAGCCAGAAACUCACUGACGAUAUGGGAGAGAGCUUCCAGCCUUUUGAGGGUUUAGAGAAGUUUGCAGAAACGAUAGAGACAGUUCUGAGAAGAGUUAAAGUGACAUUUUUGGAUACUGUUCUCAGAGUAGAACACAUUCCAGAAAAUUCUAAAACUGGAAUCGCCCUUGAGAUUCGAGUCAAUAAGAUUGUUUACUGUGAUGAAACAGGCGAGGAGAGUUCUAGUGUGAAUGUGCAUCAGCCAACCACAUUUGCACAUAAAAACCUGCAGAUGGAAGGCAUUUCCAUAUUUUGGAAUGAAUUCUCAGAUGUGUCCCGUGCUGGUUGUAAAUCUUCACCCACUCAAACGGAAACGGAGCCAAAGCUCUCUCCUAGCUGGAAUCCCAAAAUAAUAUGUGAGCCUCAUCCCCAGUUCACAGAGCCCGUAUCCUCUACAACACCCUUUGAACCUGUGCAGGUUGGGAGCCUUGGUGGUAAAAUAGAGUUGUCCCUCACUCUGAAAAACAACUUAGCUAUGCCGGGUGCAAAGCUGGAUGUUGUUGGACACAUUGAUACACUUAUUAUUCUGCUCUCCCCGCGGCAAGUUCAUCUUCUUCUAGACUUGUGUGGAGCUUUCUCUGGAGGAGGUGCACAGGAAUGGGCUAAGGAUAGAAAGAGCCGACCCAUACAGCAAGAGGAUGAGUAUCGGCUCCAUAUGGAACUGAACCGAUGUCUGAAGAAGGAUACCGCUGUACCAGGAGCAGACCCUGACCUCUUUGAGAGCCAGACGACAAGAACUGUGUCUAGUCGAGAUGAUGUGUUCUUCUCCAUGGCAGACAUGGACAUGUCUCAUAGCUUAUCAUCCCUUCCUCCUCUGGGUGAACCACCCACUGUUGACUUGGAUUUGUCACUUAAUAGCAACUACUCUGCCUCCCCAGGAGAAUCUCCCUCUGGAAAUGCAACAGCUCUGUGGGACGAUUACAUGGAUGUACCUCGACAAAGAGAGAAGCACGCUAAUGAAACUCCCGUCCAAUCACGGGAUUCACAACUCCCUCAAAAAUUACUGAGACAGACUUCCCAUCCAUCCAAAACCCAUGGCGAUGAGUCAAGGCCCGAGCUGGUGUUAAGGUUAACACUGAGUAGCCUGGCUGUCUCGGUGCUCCACAUUGACCCGCUGCCACCACCAGAUGCUGUUCCCAGUCCCCUUGGCCCUAUGGCUGCACAUUUCUUCAGCAUGGUGGGCCCAGGCCACCUCGCCCCAGCUACUUUCCUCCAGUCUCGGACUGUGUUUAACCAGGCUUGCCCCCAUGACCAUCUAAGGUUUGUGGGCCAGGGCCUGAAGAUAAACUAUGAGCACUGUCAGGGAUCCAGCCUGCGGACUUUUAGCACUGACUUCUCCCUUCAUCAGAUGGAGUUUCUGGAGUGUCUGUUCCCCUCUGAGGCAGUCCGUGGCGGCUCCCAAAGAGGCAUUCAGUACACAGAGCUCCUGACAUUUGACACCGCAGCCAGUGCUGAUCAGCCGCUUACCACCUGCCUUCACCUGCUUUACAAACAGGCUGAGCGCAGAGGCCCUCAGGGCGGCCAGGUUCGUCUCAGCACCAUACCCAGGAAAGCUGAGAUCCAGGUGGAGCUGGGCCCUGUGCGCUCUGAGUUGGACAUCAGCAUAGUGGACCGUCUCAACUCCUUGCUACAACCUCAGAAGCUGGCCACUACAGAGUUGAUGACAUCCCACUUGUACACAUCCUAUAAUAAACAUGUCAGCUUGCACAAGGCCUUUACAGAGGUUUUCCUUGAUGACAGCCAUACGCCCACCACCUGUCAUGUAUCGCUGACUGUCAAUGCCCCAGUGCUGGGCCUUGCAAUCCGCUUCCCCAUCCCUGACCUGCGCUCAGAUCAGGAGAGGGGCCCUUGGUUCAAGAAGUCCCUGCAGAAGGAAGUGCUCUACCUGGAGCUGGAAGACCUGGAAGUGAAAACAGAGUUCAUGGGCGGCAGCUCUCCUGACCAAACCAAAAUGGAGCUCACUUUCAGGGAGCUUGUUGGGAAGUUUCAGGAGGAGCCAGAUCAAACAGCGGCCCGGUUCCUCAGAGUGUCCCACACCAUGGAGGGAGACAUGACAACAUCUGAAAGUGCGAAAUUUGAUUGGCCAAGGGUCGUGCUAAAGAUGAACCCCACUGCAGUCCACUCAAUCCUUGAAAGGGUGACGGCUGAAGAUGACGAGGGGGCUGAGGACCAUUCCCUUGAAGAGGAAGAGGAGGAAGGGGCUGCCCAUUCACUAAAGGAUGUGUGUGACUUUGGGAAGCCAGAACCAUCACCCUUUUCUUCUCGAAGGGUUAUGUAUGAGAAUGAAGAGAUGGUCAUUCCCGGAGAUGUCGCUGAGAUGACAGAAUUCCAGGAUAAAACCAUGAACAACUCUCGCUUCAUCCUUGAGUUGUGUUUCCCCAAUGUGCAAUUAGUACUGCCCAGCAAGCCAUUUUAUGAAAAACUGCACAACAGGAUAAACAAUGACCUGCUGCUGUGGGAGCCCACUGCUCCAUCUCCUGUGGAGACGGUGGAAUGCAUGCCAUAUGGAGUUGGACUCUCUGUUGCCAGUCAGUUGAUCAACACUUACUCCAAGGACAGCUUCAGCCAGUUCCGCUCUACUGGUCCUGAGGAUGAGACCAGUGGGUCAGAUGAGGAGACCAUGCACUAUUACUCUCCUGCAUCUGACCUGGGCCUCAGGUCUCGCAAGAAGAAAAAGCCCAAAGCCCAUAGCAAGACCUCCCAGAGCCUGUUCUCUGUCAUCCUCAGUGUCAAUCAUGGCCUGGUGGCUCUUCAAACUAACGCUAAGAAGGAGGAUAAAACUGUACUGAAAAACAAACAUGGCGAAUUCUGGCUCGAGGUGAAAAAUGCUGUGCUAUUCAGUGUGACGCAGUACGAAGGCUAUAAAGACCAGCACUACAUCUGCUUCCACACCAGUAAUAUCUGCAUGUAUCACCAAGGACUUUUGGAGGGAGGCACCUCUGUCUCCGACAUCAAGUUGCCAUGCAGGACACAUCCCCACUGGUUGGAGCCAACCAUCUACCAAUCAGAGACGUCUCCUGAGAGAUCCUCAACUCCCUCAGAGAGUAUUGGUCUGGAGGCCCGCAGCAUGGUGUCUGUCGCUGUCAAAAUCUCAUCACAGAAUGCAGAACGCAAUGUGAAGGAAUUUCUGGUCGCUAUUGGAGUUAGAGGAGCCACACUCCAGCACAGAGUGGUCCCUCCCAGCCUGGGUUGGUAUGACCAGAUUGUCGACUUUCUGAAUGUUUCCGAUGAGCCUGUGUUGGGGUACGCCCCUCCUACGUCUGUCACCACCCUACAUCUACACCUAUGGAGCUGCUCUCUAGACUACAGACCCCUUUACCUGCCACUCAGAUCACUGUUGGUUGUAGAGACUUUCAGCAUCUCCAGCAGUGUCUCUUUGGACCUUUCUUCCUCCACACUCAGGAUAAUUUUGGACGAAGCGGCUCUGUUCCUCUCAGACAAGAGUAAUGCCGUCUCUGUCAAUCUAGCGCGUGACUAUGUUCAAGUGGUAGACAUGGGAACAUUAGAGUUGAGGAUUACAGCUGUCAAACCUGGGGCAGAUGGAAAGUUGUCAGAGCCCAGAUUUGAGCUGCGCUGUUCCAGUGAUGUUAUUCACAUCAGAACGUGUUCGGACUCCUGUGCGGCCCUCAUGAACCUUAUCCAAUAUGUAGCCAGCUAUGGAGACUUACUGCCCCCUGCAGAGCCAGAGGCCAAGCACAGCAGCACUACACAAAGAACCAAGGCGGAGUUUCCUAGCCGACCCACAUCUCAGACACCAUUGCUUGCUGAGACUGAGCAGCAGAUGUUGCAGGAUCUUAUGAGUGAAGCUAUGGAGGAGACUGAUGGGCAGCAUGCUCCAGGGCUGCAGCAGAAUGGUGCACAUGAGGAGCGGGAUCAGGACCAUGACCCGCCUCGCUCAGACCUGUUCUUGUUCCCGGAUGAAAGUGGGAAUUUUCCCCAAGAUGCGAGCCCCACUUACCCAGUGCUUCACUCUCCUCUCAUCACUCCUGUCCCUACCCUGACCCAAGAGACAGACGACUUUUGUAUCCUGGAGACACCAGGUUCCAGAGGAGAGGAUCUUGAUCAGGAGCCAGUGGUAAAGCAGCUUACCUCAGACCCUGUAGAAAUCAAAGAUGAUCACUUCAGUCAGCCUCUAGAUGGGAGUGAUUCCAGCCGUGGAGCCAUGAACUUUCCCAUCCCAGAGGUGCGCUACCUCAUCAAGGAGAUCUCCGUCAUCUGGCACCUCUAUGGUGGGAAAGACUUUGGGAGUGCAACUUUCAUAGCCUCUCCUGCUAGAAGCCGAGGGUCUACACCCCAUAGCUCCCCCUCUCAAACUCCAGUCAGACAGGCCAAGGCUUCAGGGCGGGCAGGAGGUGGAAGAGGAAGGAACCCUGAUGUCCUGAUGGAGAUACAGCUCAGCAAGGUAAGAUUUCAGCAUGAGGUGUACCCACAGGCCCAGGUGUCUUCUGGGCCAGCAAUGGAUCAGCCAGUCUCCCGGCAGGUGUUUAUUGUGCAGGACUUGGAGAUUCGAGACAGACUGGCUACCUCACAGAUGAACAAGUUCCUCUACUUGUAUUCUAGCAAGGAAAUGCCCAGAAAAGCCCAUUCGAACAUGUUGACGGUGAAGGCACUGCACAUGUGUCCUGAGUCAGGCCAGGCUCCCCAGGAGUGCUGUUUGCGAGUUUCCCUGAUGCCUCUUCGCCUCAAUAUUGAUCAGGAUGCUCUGUUCUUCUUGAAGGACUUCUUUACUAGUCUUGCUACUGAAGUUGAGUUUUUCUCACCGCCUGCUCAAGAAGCUGUCUGUGUUUCCACAAAAAAAGUGGCUGCACCUGAGAUCUCCUGCAGCUUCUCCAAGCACGCUGCCAGUAGCCAGGACCCGGCCCCAAUCAUCUCGUUGCCUGCUCAGAGACGCUUGAGUCACAAUGGUUUCUCCACAUCUGGCAAGGAGGAAGUGACUGACAAUGAAGCGUCUGCUCCUUCCUUCACAGACCAACCCAUCUUCUUUAGGGAGUUUCGAUUUACCUCUGAGGUUCCCAUUCGCUUGGAUUACCAUGGGAAACACGUGUUAAUGGAGCAGGGAACAUUUGCAGGGAUCAUUAUCGGAUUGACACAGCUUAAUUGUUCAGAGCUGAAGCUGAGGCGCUUGUGCUACAGACAAGGAUUAUUAGGUGUGGAUAAACUGUUUUCCUAUGCAAUAAAUGAGUGGCUAAAUGACAUCAAGAAGAACCAGCUUCCAGGACUCCUGGGUGGUGUGGGACCUAUUCACUCUCUGGUACAACUAGUUCAGGGAUUCAGGGACUUGGUCUGGCUCCCGAUCGAGCAGUACAGGAAAGAUGGUCGGAUAGUUCGAGGGUUUCAGCGCGGCACUGCCUCCUUUGGAACUUCUACCGCCAUGGCUGCUCUGGAGCUCACCAACAGGAUGGUGCGGACCAUCCAGGCUGCAGCUGAGACUGCCUAUGACAUGGUGUCUCCAGUGCCUGAUGAGAGAGACACAAAGAGGAUAAAACGGUUCUCCCAUUAUGGAUUGGCUCAUCAGCCUGUUGACCUGAGAGAAGGUGUAGCCAAAGCCUAUACUGUGGUGAAAGAGGGGAUCACAGACACGGCACUGACCAUCUAUGACACCGCCACCCGGGAGCACGAGCAGCGUGGGAUGACCGGGGCAGUGGGUGGAGUUCUCCGCCAGCUGCCGCCAGCAGUAGUCAAGCCGCUCAUUAUGGCCACUGAAGCCACCUCCAAUGUCUUGGGUGGGAUGAGGAACCAGAUUCACCCUGAUGCGCGCCAGGAGGAGUCUCAGAAAUGGAGGCAGGGCGAGGAGUAAUUCUUAUUGCCAUAUGGUACCUGAAAGCAUGACUGUGCAGAAGAAACAGCUAGUAAAUGUGUUGGAAACUUUCUUAAGAGGAUUUUUGAAGAGGAACAUCUCAGAGGUGCAUAAUAUACAGCCCUGGUGUAAAUAAGAUCCUGAUCAUCUCGUGGCACUUUGAGCUACUGCUUGUGUCAGCUUACCGGGUGCCUCACAGUGCCUUCAUGGUUAUCAGCAUUGUCCAACUGUACGGUUAAUCAAAGGGAUGUAUGAAGAGUGAGGAAUUUAUGAGCCACAUUUUGUCUUUAUGUGGAUUUUGUUCUGUUGUGGGAUAGACAGUGGCAUUAUAGAUAUAAAAUCAUAAUGAAUAGGCUGUUGUCUCAUGAGGUGCAAACAUUUGCUUCAUUCUCAAAACAGCUCUGUUUACAAGUUGUUGGUUCUUUUACCCUACUUGGUGUCAACAAACGCUAAUAAUAUAGGUGUAAUGACCCUUAAUUUAUAUAAUGUGCUGUAUGUUAUAUACUGUUAUUUUCUGUAAAUAUUCCUAAUGUGUAACAUUUCAUGCAAAUAUGAAAAAGAACAAGUGUAGGACCUGAAUGUGUCACAGCUAUGUAAAGUUGUGUAAUCAGCUCAAAUGAAUGACAGAUGGGAAGUUGUUAUAAAGUUUUACAAUUUUGUUUGGAGCUGUGGUCGUUUUGUCAUUUUUGCAAAAGCUGCUGUUCUCAAAAGCUGAUCUUGAUAUUUUAAAAACAGUUUCAAAUGUUUUAUUCUGUCAGUAUGCUGCUCAAAUUUUUCAAAUUGUUCACUCAAACUUGUAAGAGAAACUGUAUCCACUCAGAAUCUUGAAGCAAAGUCUUAAUAUCCUGCACAAUUGAAUUUUUUAAGUGUAUGUUUGAAUAUUGAUAUUUGGUGUGAUAUGUUGUGUUGCAGACAUUUGAUUUGCCCAUUUUCUUGUUUAUGUGGACAGACUAAUAUUUCUUGUACAUAAGUGUACAGGUGAUGGAAGAAUUUGUAUUAAAUGCAUGAAAGCGAAAUAAAAAUGGUUAAAUCCACCAGAGCAGAA